AUGGAUAAAGAAAUUUAUAAAACAACUAAAUUAGCCUGUUUUAAUUGCAAAUCUGUGAAACGCUCAAUUGAUGCAGUUAAGUUUCUGUGUCAAAAAGUUGAUAUAGUUGCUCUCCAGGAAACGUGGUUGCUUCCCUUUGAUAUCCCAUACCUUGCCAAGAUACAUCAAGAUUUUGAAUACACAGGAAAAUCAGCUGUGAAUAUAUCAGAGGGCAUACUCAAAGGACGACCGUAUGGUGGUGUGGCGAUUUUGUGGCGCAAAGGAACUUUUGAGUCAGUCACAGUAAUAAACUGUGCUAAUGUGCGGCUAGCAGCAAUAAAAGUAUCCCUAGGUGACAGAUACUUUUUAGUGUUUUGUGUAUAUAUGCCGACAGACGUGAGUGAUAACCUAACAGAAUUCACUGACUGUCUUAGUGAGGUAAGCGCGAUAGUCGAAAGUUGUGACGUGGAGGCAGUGUACGUCCUUGGUGAUUUUAAUGCUCAUCCUGGUGAGUCUUUUGGACUUGAACUUUUAAAAUUCUGUUCUGAACAAAAUUGGAUUUGUGCAGACAUUGAAAAGUUAGGUGUAGAAUCUGAUAACUAUACAUUUGUCAGUGAUGCACAUGGCUGUAGACGAUGGCUUGACCAUUGCAUUGUCACACAAGCUGCUUGGCACACUAUAACUAACAUAAGAAUAUUUUAUGAUGUAUUCUGGUCUGAUCAUUGCCCCUUUGUUGUUGAGUGCAGGUUAGACACUAUUAAAACUAAAUUAGAAGUUGCGACAAAAUCAUGUAACAAAGUAAUAUGGGGCGAAAGGGUCAGUGAUCGGAUUGAAGUAUAUUAUGAUAUGUGUAAUAGCAAAUUAAUAUCGCUUAAGGUACCUGAGGAACUUAGCAUAUGUUAUAAUUCACACUGUAACAAUACUCAUCAUAGGUUAAUGCUUGAUGAAAUGUACAACAAUAUUGUUACUAUUUUAUCUGAGGCCGCUAUACAGAGUUAUGAUGAUAAUAGAAGUUAUAAGCAUAGUGGUCGUAUUGUAGGUUGGAACAGACAUGUGAGGGAAGCACAUGCGAUGGCUAGGUUUAAAUAUCGCUUAUGGUUGUGGCAUAACAAACCAACUAGUGGGCCUAUAUAUGACGAUAUGUGCAUAACACGUAAAAUAUUUAAGAGCAAACUAAAAUGGUGUCAAAACCAUCAAGAGCAAAUUCAACUCGAUAUCAUAGCAUCACAUCGUAAAGCAAAUAAUUUCAAAAAAUUCUGGAAAGCCACCAACAAACUUGAUAUUAAGCCUACCCUGCCUGUGUGCGUUGGAGGUGUAAACGAACCUAUUAGCAUAGCUAAUAUGUUUGCAGAGCAUUUUAAAAUAGAGUCGUUGCUAGGUCCAUCGCAGCCGGUGCCCGGAGAUGAGAGCUAUCGUGGCAGUCAUGACUGCAUUCGUUUUACACCUGAACAAGUGGCAACUGCCAUUAAAAAUAUGACUAGGGGGAAAUCUCCCGGCCAUGAUUCUCUCAGCAUCGAGCACCUGCAGCAUGCCGGACCUCACCUGCCUCGAUUACUCGCUACUUUCUUCUCUUCAUGUCUCUGUCAUUCGUAUCUGCCUCACGACCUUAUGCGGACAAUAGUUGUGCCUAUAAUUAAGAACAAAACAGGUGACGUGGGAGAUAAGUGUAAUUAUCGACCUAUAUCUUUGGCAACAAUUAUGGCUAAAAUACUUGACAGCCUGUUGGAUACACAGCUGGAAAGUUAUAUUGAGUUGCACGAUGCACAGUUUGGGUUUCGGUCUGAAUUGUCUACUGAGAAUGCUAUCUUAGCCCUAAAGCACACUGUUGAAUAUUACACAAAGCGACGUACACCUGUAUAUGCAUGCUUUUUAGAUCUCUCCAGAGCUUUUGAUCUCGUAAAUUAUGACUUAUUAUGGGAUAAACUACGCCAGAAAAAGAUUCCAGCUGAGCUUUUGAAGAUUUUUCAGUACUGGUAUAAUAAUCAGUAUAAUAAUGUGAGAUGGGCCGAUAAGUUCUCUGAAAGGUACAGAUUGCAAUGUGGGGUCAGACAGGGAGGAAUUACGUCACCAAAACUUUUCAACCUGUACAUAAAUGACCUAAUCGUUGAACUCAGCAGCAAAAUAGUCGGAUGUCGUAUCGACGAUGUAAGUUUUAAUAAUAUAAGCUACGCAGAUGAUAUGGUGUUGCUGAGUCCCACGGUUAAGGCCACCAGAGAACUCCUUAAGAUAUGUGAGAAGUAUGCGUUAAACCAUGGCUUGCGAUACAAUUGUAAUAAAAGCGAAUUCAUGGUGUUUAGGGCCGUCGGCUGUAAAAGCCCAGAAAAUGUGCCUGCAAUUAAAUUGAAUGGCAUUGAAUUAAAACGUGUUGCUAAAUUUAAGUACCUAGGGCAUUUUGUUACCGAUGACCUAAAUGACAAUGUUGACAUUGAAAGGGAACGUAGGGCGUUGGCAGUCCGAUGUAAUAUGUUGGCUCGUAGGUUUGCGCGGUGUAGUGAACAAGUAAAGAUAACGCUAUUUAAAGCGUACUGUCAAGUUUUCUACACGUGCAGCCUGUGGUCGAAUUAUUCACAGCGGACUGUCGACACCUUACGUGUCCAGUACAAUAAUGGCUUCAGGAUCUUGUUGGGGCUACCCCGAUUUUGCAGUGCAUCAGGCAUGUUUGCAAAGGCGCGUACAGAUGACUAUUACGCCCUUAUAAGAAAGAAAACAGCCUCGUUGCUUGGCAGGGUGCGGGCUAGCUCCAACUCCAUCAUGAAAAUAAUUGCUGAAAGAUACGACUCAUUCCUCCUUAAGCAAUAUUACCGCCUAUGUUUAGUUAAUAAGGCACUUGUAUUUAAGAAUUAG
Molecule: messenger RNA, 2823 nt
Organism: Parnassius mnemosyne (clouded apollo)
Lineage: Eukaryota; Metazoa; Arthropoda; Insecta; Lepidoptera; Papilionidae
Source: the annotation of a GenBank genome assembly